GAUUGAGGACGAUGAGCUGGUGGAGCAGAAACUGUCCUCAGGCCUGCUACAGCUGAAGGAUGCUGAGAAGAGCUGCGUGGUGCAGUGACGUGGUGAAGUGGCUACCUGCGUGGUGCUGUGACGUGGUGAAGUGGCUACCUGCGUGGUGCCGUGACGUGGCUAUCUGUGUGGUGCAGUGACGUGAUGGCGUGGCUACCUGCGUGGUGAAGUGACGUGGCUACCUUCGUGGUGAGGUGACAUGGCUACCUGCGUUGCCCAGUGGCGUUGCUGCUUGUGUUGUGCAGUGACUUGGCAACUAGCGUGGUGCUUGGGCCUCUGGACAGUACGGUCACUGAUCUGCUCUUGUCUGUCUGUGUAUGAGAGAGUGUGGGUAUGUGUAUGUAUGUGUGUGUUGAUGUGUGUGUGUGUGUGUGUGUGUGUGUG
Messenger RNA from Aplysia californica (California sea hare), 423 nucleotides. Its product is annotated as EH domain-binding protein 1. The record is from RefSeq and is a predicted model, not a curated record. Lineage: Eukaryota; Metazoa; Mollusca; Gastropoda; Aplysiida; Aplysiidae.